AUCGCAGGCCGCUCCCGUGGUAGGCGCACGCCCCCUUCCACGUCGACCUGCACCCUCGCCAUAUUUUCACGCCGGAGACAACCGGGCCGCUCCGUUUUGCUGGCGAAGUGAAACCAACGAUUCGAUCCCGCUGCAGGACGUACAAGGAGAAAGUUGACAUUGUUUUUUUUAAACAACAACAACAAAAAAAAACAAAACAAAACCAGACAAACAAAACAAAAACCGGAGGAAGUCCAUCUGAAGUUGGCGUUGGAGCUGUGAACUUUUGGCACCAUGAACGUCUUCCGCCUGACUGGGGACCUUUCCCACUUGGCAGCCAUCAUCAUCCUGCUGCUGAAGAUAUGGAAAAGCAGGUCGUGCGCAGGCAUCUCCGGAAAGAGUCAAAUCCUCUUUGCGUUGGUGUUCACCACGCGCUACUUGGACCUGCUCACCUCCUUCAUCUCGCUCUACAACACGUGCAUGAAGGUGAUCUACAUCGGCUGCGCGUACGCCACCGUCUACCUGAUCUACGUCAAGUUCCGGGCCACGUACGACGGCAAUCACGACAGCUUCAGGGUGGAGUUCCUGGUGGUGCCCGUCGGGGGUCUGGCUGUGCUCAUCAACCACGACUUUUCCCCCCUUGAGAUCCUGUGGACGUUCUCCAUCUACUUGGAGUCGGUGGCCAUCCUCCCGCAGCUCUUCAUGAUCAGCAAGACCGGCGAGGCGGAGACCAUCACCACCCACUACCUGUUCUGCCUGGGUCUGUACCGAGCCCUCUACCUUUUCAACUGGAUCUGGCGCUUCUACUUCGAGGGCUUCUUCGACAUGAUCGCCAUCGUGGCCGGCGUGGUCCAGACGAUCCUCUACUGCGACUUCUUCUACCUUUAUGUCACCAAAGUUUUGAAAGGGAAGAAGCUGAGCCUGCCGGCGUAAGGACGCCCGACGCCGAGUCUCAGGCGGGCGGCGGACUUGGGACGCCGGCGCCGCCCGAGACAACAAAUCCCGGAAUGUCGUCGCCAACGUUAACGGGGAGGGGGGGGGAGAAACAAAACACUUGCGAGUCUUGUCGAGGGAUGAACGCCGACGGAUGGCGCGCGGCGGCGCUCGCCGUCCGACAGGCGAGCCGAACAAGCGUCAUUCCGAGGUGGACCGUCGUCACAUUUCCGUGUUCAGCGUUCUCGCCUUAAGCCUUUUUCUUUUCUUUUUUUCUUUUUUUUUUAUUUUUUCUUUGUUGUUCCAAUAGGAGAAAAGGCUUCUUUUCGCCGUACAUGUGAGGUGCGUUCACUUUUAUUAUUUUCCUCUUUUUUUUUUUUUUUUACAAAGUCACAACUUGGGCAACUCAUGGUAAGGAAAUGGACAAAUGUACAGUCUUAUUAAAAAAAAAAAAAAACGUAUCUGCGUGCCUCAUAACAACCGUGUCCGAUUUCUCAUAGUAUCUUUUUUUUUUUUCCUCACUUCUUUUGUACCUGUAUUAUUUCAUAUAUGUAUGUAUCCAUUCUGAGAACAGUUUUAAAGGCCAACAAGCACAUUUCCAGCAUAUAAAACAAGAAAAUAUCUUUUAAUAAUGACAGAGCUAGCAGAUGUCUAAAUAAUUCAAGACCAGCAAUCAUUUUUUUUUUUUGUCGCUGUCACUACAUUCUUGGACGGAUCUUAAAUCACAACGAGGAUAAAAAAUAAUUUUGUUUUAAGCCAUCGAUUGUCAAAUUUUGCCUUUUUUUUUUGGUCAUGACUUUGCUGUCCGCUCGAUUAUGAGCGACGUUUAAUGUGCAACAACGACCGACCCGACAAAGUUGAUGACUCCUCGAGGGAUAUUAACCUUUUGUUUUUUUUCUUUGCAUGAUUUCGCCUCCAUUAAAGGUUUUAUGAGAAUCA
This is a messenger RNA of Syngnathoides biaculeatus (alligator pipefish), 1851 nucleotides long. RefSeq names its product ER lumen protein-retaining receptor 2. Gene Ontology annotation, cellular component: cis-Golgi network; membrane; endoplasmic reticulum. Bases 274 to 912 code for a protein of 212 amino acids. NCBI's taxonomy places the organism in Eukaryota, Metazoa, Chordata, Actinopteri, Syngnathiformes, Syngnathidae. The transcript is spliced from 5 exons. Gene Ontology annotation, biological process: endoplasmic reticulum to Golgi vesicle-mediated transport; protein retention in ER lumen. The record is from RefSeq and is a predicted model, not a curated record. Gene Ontology annotation, molecular function: ER lumen protein retrieval receptor activity.